AUGACUGCGAUCCUGGCGCAUACAAAUUCAACCUCAGCUCUGCCCGUGGCCGACUCGAUAUUAUUACCAAAAAUCACCAUCAGACAAGACUCUUCACCACGAUCGCCUAGUCAGACUGCGCCGGCGCCGGCGCCCAACAACGCUCGUUUCGUGAGACAUGGAGGAACACACGGCAAGCGACAACAAGAUCUGCCGUCAGAAGAAGUCGAAGGAGACCCGACUUCGAACUCUAUCAUACUAAUGCCGACACAAGGCACUCGGUCUCAGCCGAUGUACAAGAGAGGAAACAGGCACCCUCCCAUGGCGAGAUUUUACCCCUUUGACAGGGGCAAUGAGACCAGUUUCCCGAACUCGCAGACAUCGCCUCUCAAUAAUGGUUCGAGCGGCACGCAGCCUUCCACCGGAGUCACUAGCCCUGCCGUCGCCCUGUCAAACGGAACAUCCACCAGCCCCAACAACGUCACCGAUACAUAUACGUCCGCUCCCAAUCCGCGCACAGACACGACGAUAGUGACGGUGGCACGGAUCCAGACGCUGCCCCCAACCACGGCGUUAUCCACAAAUGCACCACCACCUCUGCCCGAACCUCAACCGAACCUGGUCACGCAGUCACAGUUUUCUGGAACAACCGCAACGCUCACAACGAGCCAGAGGACAAGGAAUCCAAACUGCCCGUCCCGAUCGGGAAUACCCCCGGUCCCGGAUCCCGACACGACCUCUAGCCCGAUCUUCCCAGUCAUCGUGACAGUCUUCCCUGUUUCGACGGGCCCUUCGACUAUAAUAUGA
Fonsecaea pedrosoi CBS 271.37 is the source of this 786-nucleotide messenger RNA. RefSeq lists its product as uncharacterized. The record is from RefSeq and is a predicted model, not a curated record. Bases 1 to 786 code for a protein of 261 amino acids. NCBI's taxonomy places the organism in Eukaryota, Fungi, Ascomycota, Eurotiomycetes, Chaetothyriales, Herpotrichiellaceae. The transcript has a single exon.